Molecule: messenger RNA, 1180 nt
Organism: Numida meleagris (helmeted guineafowl)
Lineage: Eukaryota; Metazoa; Chordata; Aves; Galliformes; Numididae
Product: fatty acid-binding protein, liver
Exons: 4
Coding region: 519-902 (127 amino acids)
Biological process (GO): fatty acid transport
Cellular component (GO): cytosol; nucleus
Molecular function (GO): fatty acid binding
Source: RefSeq, a predicted model, not a curated record
ACAGCAUGAUUUUCCCUGUCAUCAAGAGAUUGGAGUACCACAAUUUGUGGCUUUAUUCCCGCCAUUUAAGUUCCAAGUGCUCACAGCAUAUACGUUAUAUACUGUCCUAUCAUAGGAUAGUAAUUAUCUCCCGCCUAUUGUAAAUCAUGCUAUUUUAUCUGAAGAAAUCACAGAAAACACAUUAGAAGUAGAAGUUAUGCACAAAAAUAAAAGUAAUUAAUCAAUGCAACACUUUGCAACUAUUAUAAAUAAUUAUGUGAAUUCUGUGACCCAUCAAUAAACAGCAUAUCCCAAAAGAGUCGGUCAAGGUAGGAUUUUGUAGAAAGCAGAAUGAACGAGAGGUUAUGAUCAUUGAGAGCAAAUAAAAGAUUAAUAAGUGUUACUUCACUGUUAAUAAUUAGCUGAUCAUCUCACAGUCUGGGCUGGCCUUACCCUUUCCAUAAAUAGCAUCUGAAUGACCAGAAAGAGCUCUCACUGGCCUGCUGGCAUCACUGCCCUCACGCUGCACCUGAUCGUCCAUGAUGGCAUUCAGCGGAACCUGGCAGGUCUAUGCUCAAGAGAACUAUGAAGAAUUUCUGAAAGCUCUUGCACUGCCAGAAGACCUUAUCAAAGCCGCUCGAGAUAUUAAGCCUAUUGUUGAAAUACAACAAAAAGGAGAUGACUUUGUUGUGACAUCAAAAACACCCAAGCAGUCUGUGACUAAUUCCUUUACACUUGGAAAAGAGGCUGACAUCACUACUAUGGACGGCAAAAAGCUAAAGUGUACUGUGCACUUGGCAAAUGGGAAGCUUGUGUGCAAAUCAGAAAAAUUCUCACAUGAGCAAGAAGUUAAAGGAAAUGAAAUGGUAGAGACUAUUACUUUUGGUGGAGUUACACUUGUCAGAAGAAGCAAGAGAGUUUAAAGACAGAUCUCCUUCUUUGUGACAUCUUUACAUACUUAAAAUAAAGUGCACUUUCCAUAAGGUGUGUCCAUCUUUGCUACUGCUAUGUAGUACAGAAAAUAAUGAUGAUUUCUACUAUCCUUAUACAUACAAAUCACUUCCCAUUAUUAUAAGAUUCUGUUUUCCCCAAGUACACUUACAGAUCCCUUCUAUACCCAAAACGACUGAGGUCUCCUUAGACAACUGAAGCUGGACAUAGCUUAAAAUUGCUGAUUUGCCAUAGUAAUCACUGAGAAGGG